Messenger RNA from Penicillium expansum, 1842 nucleotides. RefSeq names its product NupC/NupG family nucleoside CNT transporter. Lineage: Eukaryota; Fungi; Ascomycota; Eurotiomycetes; Eurotiales; Aspergillaceae. Gene Ontology annotation, molecular function: symporter activity; nucleoside transmembrane transporter activity. Gene Ontology annotation, biological process: nucleoside transmembrane transport. The transcript has 3 exons. Bases 1 to 1842 code for a protein of 613 amino acids. The record is from RefSeq and is a predicted model, not a curated record. Gene Ontology annotation, cellular component: membrane.
AUGGAUAAGACUCAGGAAGCCAAUCCUGUGGGAUCACAGGUUGUGCAUCAUGUAGAUCCUGUGCUGGAGCCAGAGAAUCAGCAUCACCAUUCUCAUCAACACCAUACCGCUUUCGCCGAAGAGGGACGUCAGGAUGAAGUGGUAUAUUCUAAGGAUGCCCAAUUCGAGAAAGGAAUUGUGCCGGAACAAUCACCUCUGGACCAUGGCAGCAAAAAUUCCAAGGACGAGGAAGCCGGCGAAAAUUUCCCAGCCCAGCGCACGUGGUAUCGUCGCGUGGGAAAACAAUGGAGACAUAUAGCCCAUGCUGUGGUCUGGCUUCUGUUUACCGGAGGAUGGCUCAUCCCAUUCCUGCUCUAUCUUGCCAUCACUUUGCGAAUUAUCUUCUUCUAUGUCCCCAUCACUAUCAUAUCGAGGCCCAUGCAAUGGGUCUGGGAACGUACUGCUCACCCUUUCGUGCGCAUGAUUCCCGAGAAGAUCAGAGUCCCCAGUGCCGCUGCGCUAUGCAUCGGUGUUAUUCUUAUCGGCUCGUUUGUGUCCGAAGAAUCACAGGAUAACACCCGUGCCAACCGUGCAGUCAGUCUGUUCGGAAUGGUAGUCUUCAUCUUCGGAUUAUGGCUCACAUCUCGAAACCGCAAGAAGAUCAUCUGGCACACUGUCAUUGUCGGCAUGCUGGCACAAUUCAUUAUUGCUCUGUUUGUGCUCCGCACCACUGCAGGCUACGACAUCUUCAACUUCAUCUCAGGCCUGGCCACUGAUCUGCUUGGUUUUGCUGCCGACGGAGUCAUCUUCUUGACCAGCGAAGACUUCUACAACUUCCACGACGGCUUUUCACCAGGCUCUUUCUUCAUUGUCAGCGUUAUCUCCGCCAUCAUCUUCUUCGUCUCCUUCGUCCAGCUCUUGUACUACUACAAUAUCCUGCAGUGGUUCAUCGGAAAGUUCGCCGUCUUCUUCUUCUGGAGCAUGCGCGUUUCCGGUGCCGAGGCGGUCGUCGCUGCCGCAUCACCCUUCAUCGGCCAGGGUGAAUCAGCCAUGCUGAUCCGUCCCUUCAUCGCCCACCUUACUAUGGCCGAGCUGCACCAAGUCAUGUGCUCUGGCUUCGCCACCAUCGCCGGAAGUGUCCUGAUCGCCUAUAUCAGUAUCGGUGUCAACCCACAGGCAAUGGUCAGCGCCUGUGUCAUGAGUAUUCCCGCCUCGCUAGCGGUCUCGAAGUUACGUUGGCCUGAGGAGGAAGAAACCCUCACUGCAGGCCGUGUCGUCGUCCCCGAUGAUGAUGAGCACCGCUCCGCCAAUGCCCUCCACGCAUUCACCAGCGGCACCUGGCUCGGUCUGAAGAUUGCUGCUAUGAUCGCAUCCACACUCCUGUGCAUCAUCGCUCUCAUCGGUCUAAUCAACGGUCUCCUCACCUGGUGGGGCCGAUACCUCAGCAUCAACGACCCCCCACUGACCCUCGAGCUGAUCGUCGGAUACAUCUGUUACCCAAUUGCCUUCCUGCUCGGUGUCUCCCGUGACGGUGACCUGCUUAAGGUUGGCAAGCUGAUUGGUACCAAGCUCGUUACCAAUGAAUUUGUCGCCUAUGAAGCCCUCCAAAACAACGCCGAGUACAAGGACCUCUCCGACCGCUCUCGCCUCAUCGUUACAUACGCGCUCUGUGGAUUCGCCAAUAUCGGCUCCCUCGGUAACCAGAUCGGUGUCCUGUCGCAGAUCGCGCCUGGUCGGUCUAACGAUGUCUCGCGUGUUGCAUUCAGUGCUAUGGUUACUGGAGCCAUCAGUACUUUCACCAGUGCAACUAUUGCUGGCUUGUUGAUUACCAAUGAGAAGCAGUACUUCGGUACUUCUACUUAG